CCCCCUCCUGCUCCCACCGCGGGCUCCGAAGCCAGGAAACCCGAGAGGAAAUGACUGAGCCCGUCUCGGUCCCCGCCCGCCAGCGCUCCCCUGGCCACACCCUCCGCCCGGCCGCCGCCGCCGCCGCCGCCCUCUGCCCACGAGGCUGCCGGCUCGGGACCCCCAGCUCGGACAUGUCGCUCUCUGGUCACCUGUGUCUCCUCACCGUCGUUGGCCUGAUUCUCCCCUCCAGAGGACAGAUAUUGAAGGAGGCCACAUCCAUUUCUCCAGCAGAUCUAACCAGUGUGAACGUUAAUGCCUUGACCCCACCAGUCCCAGACACAGUCCACCGGGAACCCCAGUCCACACCUCGGAUGGGCCUGCAGACUGGUGGAACAACAUGGGAGCAGAUGGAGGGGACCCAGACCCCACAACCCCCGGAAGCGUCCGAGCUUCUAGCAGCGGAUCGGGCGAUGGUGACGAUGACAACGGGCAAGAGCAGCCUGAGAGCAACUCCUUCUCCUGAACCCACCAAAGGCACCACGCCCUCCAAGAGACAGUCUCCAGGCAGAGACAUCAGGCGGGACCCCCCACUCGGGCCAACUGGUUCCAGCGAGGACGACCCCUUCUCCUACGACGAGGACACUCUCCGGAAGCGGGGGCUGCUGGUCGCAGCUGUGCUGUUCAUCACAGGCAUUGUCAUCCUCACGAGUGGCAAAUGUAGGCGGUUACCCCAGUUAUGUCGGAAUUAUAACAGGUGAGGCCGUCAGAAGUAGGGGCCGGAAACCCCAUCGAUGGGCACCCCAGGACUGAGUCCUCACCAGCUCACCGUGCCCAGCUUCCUCCCUCCCCUCUCCUACAGAAUAGUCAGUAAAGCCCAGCCUGGGAGGGAAGACCCGGAUGGAGCCAGAGCCGGGGCUGAUGGCCCGAGGCCCCUCUGCUCCCCACCCUGCCCACCCUGAGGGCUGCCCGGCUCCUUGGGCACUGCCCCCCCAAUUACCCAUUCUGUUCAGACGAAAAGUAAAGCACUGUGGUCCUUGC
This is a messenger RNA of Canis lupus familiaris (dog), 1020 nucleotides long. It is a transcript of the gene FXYD5, whose product is annotated as FXYD domain containing ion transport regulator 5. Gene Ontology annotation, molecular function: sodium channel regulator activity. The record is from RefSeq and is a predicted model, not a curated record. The coding region runs from base 51 to 740 and encodes 229 amino acids. Gene Ontology annotation, biological process: regulation of sodium ion transmembrane transporter activity. Gene Ontology annotation, cellular component: membrane. NCBI's taxonomy places the organism in Eukaryota, Metazoa, Chordata, Mammalia, Carnivora, Canidae. The transcript is spliced from 9 exons.